UCCGGAGAGCGGGACUGGGGAUCCCCGGGGCUCCGGGAGCGGCCAGCGCCGCUUCUGCCAUUCCCCUGUCCGCGCCGGGCCGCCCGUGCCCGCUCGUUGUUUGGAUUCCGGAUGGGAUUGUUACCCUAAAAAAGUUUUUUUCUCUCAAGUCUUAAACCGAUGCACACGGCUCGAUACCAUCCUCUUGCAAGCCCCAAACAGGAACUUUAGGCGAAACAUGAAAGUCAUCACCUGUGAAAUCGUGUGGCACAAUAAGGAGCCGGUUUACAGCUUGGACUUCCAGCAUGGAGCGGAUGGGAGGAUCAAUCGCCUGGCCUCGGCAGGGGUGGACACAGCCGUGAGGAUCUGGAAAGUGGAGAAAGGCCCGGAUGGAAAAGCCAUCGUGGAAUUCCUGUCCAACCUGGCGCGCCACACCAAGGCCGUGAACGUCGUGCGCUUCUCUCCCAGCGGGGAGAUCCUGGCCUCAGGAGGGGAUGACGCCGUCAUUUUGCUGUGGAAGCUGAAUGACAGCAAAGAGUUGGAGCCGUUGGUUUUUCAGGAUGAAGAUGAAGCUCAGCUCAACAAGGAGAACUGGGCAGUUGUGAAAACUUUGAGAGGCCACUUGGAAGAUGUGUAUGACAUUUGUUGGACCUCAGAUGGAAAUUACAUGGCAUCUGCUUCUGUGGAUAACACAGCAAUCAUGUGGGAUGUCAAUAAAGGACAGAAAGUUUCAAUAUUUAAUGAGCACAAGAGUUAUGUCCAAGGAGUAACCUGGGAUCCUCUAGGCCAGUAUAUUGCAACCCUGAGUUGUGACAGGGUCCUGCGGGUUUACAGCACCCAAACCAAGCGAGUGGCCUUCAAUGUCACCAAGAUGCCAUCAGGGUCAGGAGCUGAAGGAGAGGCGCGGAGCUUUCGGAUGUUUCACGAUGACAGCAUGAAGUCGUUUUUCCGCAGGCUCAGCUUCACUCCUGAUGGCUCCUACCUGCUCACUCCAGCUGGCUGUGUGGAAUCGGGAGAGAACGUUACAAACACCACCUAUGUUUUCUCCAGAAACAAUCUUAAAAGGCCUGUGGGUCACCUGCCCUGUCCUGGCAAGGGAACUCUGGCUGUUCGCUGCUGUCCUGUGUACUUUGAGCUGAGAGGAGCCUCUGCUAAAGAUGAAACCAAUCCCAAAUCCCCCCCUGCCCUGUUUAACCUCCCCUAUCGAUUGGUGUUUGCUGUUGCUUCAGAAGAUUCUGUGCUUUUUUAUGACACUGAGCAGUCCUUCCCCUUUGGUUAUGUCUCCAACAUCCACUACCACACCCUGAGUGACAUUUCAUGGUCCAGUGACGGAUCCUUCCUGGCCAUUUCCUCCACGGACGGGUACUGCUCCUUCGUCACCUUCGAGGAGGAUGAGCUGGGAACACCCCUGAAGGAAAAGCCCCAGAUCCAUGUCAGAACUCCUGGUGCAGCAGCAGCAGACAAGAAAGCCAAGAAGAGCCACAAAGUGAUUUCUCCAGGCUCCAGGCUGGCAGAGGGGACCCCUCCCAGCAAGGACACCCCAGUCCAACCCCGAACCCCCAGCACUGCUGGGAAGGAGCUGCCUUCCACCCCUGUUGGCAUCAAAACCCUUCCAGUGCCAUCCCCUUCCACUCCUGUUGGCAUCAAAACCCUUCCAGUGCCAUCCCCUUCCACCCCUGUUGGCAUCAAAACCCUUCCAGUGCCAUCCUCAGAGGAGAGGAGAAGCAGCCAGGCAGCCACCCAGGGCAGCAAAGCCCCCCAGCCCAGGAGGGUCGCCCUCACCACUCUGCAGUCCUGUUUCAAAACACCCAGGAGAAUAAACCUGAUUUCCUUGAAGCCAGACACCCCAACCUCUGCAUUUCCAGACCCAGCUCCCAUCCCUCCUUCCCUAGAACAGGAACACGAGAGGCCAUUGCCAUCUGAUGAGAGCCUCCAAGCUCCCCCAGCACCAAAACGUGCCAGGAUUGAGGAAUUGUCCCUUCCUGCACCUGCUGGAGACCAAACCAGCUGUGAGCCCAACAAAUAAAGGCUGAGCAGACCCCUCACAGCCUGAAGUCAAAGCAGCCAUGUCUGAGUACAUUUCUUUUUGCAAAAGUUCAACCCUCAAUUCCCAGUUCAAGUUCCCUGUGCGUAUUUGAUGUAGAACUGUGAAGAAACUGCCAGUAGAAGACCCAGGUUUCAGGAAUGUGGUUCUGCAGCAGGAGAAAUAACUGGGAAGUGACUCCAAGAAUAAGAAAAUCAGGGAAAUCUGGGGAUUGAAAAUCCAUCCAGUAAGCUGUGAGUCUCCUCAAUCCAUGUUUAGAAAGCAUUAUGUCUUCCAGGAACUGUCUGGCAAAAAGAAUCAAAUUUAUUCAUAAGAUCUGAUGUGCUUCAAGACCUAAAAAAAGAGGAAAUUGUGUCAUUCCAACAUUUUGUUUUAUUUCUUGUAUAAAAGAAUGUUCACCAGUAGCUGAUUCACUGUGAGGCAGCAGCAAAGCUCAGGACUGGGAUGUGGAAGCAGAAAAAGGAAGAUUUAACUGCAAGAAACAGGAAAGCAAAAGGAAGAAAUCCUCUGAAGAGCUGCUGUAAGAGUGAAACAGCAGAAAGUUCUCACUUGUUUCAUUUCUAGACUUAAAUGCAGCUGUGAGAUUUUCCUGAGGCAGCAGGAUUUGAGUGUGUACAUUGAAAUUUCCCCUUUUUCCCCAACUUAACUCCCUUAGCCAAUAAAACACAAUCCAGUGGAUGGGAAAUUUCUACACCUAAAAUUUCUUUUUAGCAUUUAGUACUUCAUAAAAGCAGAAAUACAAAUGUUCCAGAAGUCUCACGGGGAGGAAAUAUUAACAAACACCUCUGCCAGUCCUUCAGGCAAAUAAACUCUUGCCUUCAAUUAAAUUUCAGCAAUUAAUAAGCAAAAAGUUGUUGGAAACUUGGUGGGAUCUUUGUUUUCUUACUGUGAUGAGGCUGGAUCUUCGUUAGACUUAAUUAAACCUGGGUUUUUUUCUAGUGAAGAAUUAUAAAGAGUUUAAUUCUUACAUUUAUUUCUCUGGCUUGCUCAUAGAUCUUUUAAAAGAUGAUUUCUGUGUCCUAAUUCUGCAUUUUUUUUAAUAUCAAUCAAUUUUCUCCAAAAAAAAAAGUUUAUUUUCCUUCCAGAAUUAGAUUUGUGUGAGGAAAAUUAGUCCAUGCCUUGAGAGCAUUUCUCAGUUGGGAGAUGCAAAAUGAUCCUCCUGAAAUUCCACAGGCAGCUCCAGCUUUUCCAUGGAUGGCUUCAGCAUCUUUCUGCAGGAUGGGGAAGCCCUGUGGAUCAUCAAAAACCACUUUGCCAUGGUUAAAAUCACACGUGGACAUCCCACCUGAAAAUCCAAAUAUUUCUGUGAGCCACUGAACUGAGCAGGAUUUGUUCCACAGGGAUUUAGAGGUAACUGCCCCAGGAGUUUCAAAUAGAAUUUGUAAUUUUUUACAUGGGUUUAAGUGGAGUUUGCAAUAUUUCAGACAGGUUUCAAAUAGAAUCUGCAAUUUUUUAAAUGGGUUUCAAAUAGAAUCUGCAAUUUUUUAGAUGGGUUUCAAAUGGAAUUUGCAAUUUUUCAGAUGGGUUUCAAAUGGAAUUUGCAAUUUUUUAGAUGGGUUUCAAGCAGAUUUUGUAACUUUUUAGCUGGGUCAGGAUUCAUGAUUGUCUUGCUCCUGAAAAGUCUUUUUGCUGUAUAAUAAUGAUUAAUUCUGAGACAGCCAGACCUUGUGCUGCUGUGCUGUUGAAGUUUGAAGUUUUAGCUCCCCAGCUGUCAAUAUUAAUUUCUCUUGUCAUUAAUUAACCACUGCCUCCUGGUCAAAAUCUGCUUGAUCCUUGCCCAUGGGUUCCAAACAGACUUUGUAUUUUGUCUGCACAUUCCCUGUGUUUAUAUGAACGUUGUUAUCAAAUAAAUAACAUAAAGACCAUCAAAUUAA
This is a messenger RNA of Parus major (Great Tit), 3897 nucleotides long. RefSeq names its product chromatin assembly factor 1 subunit B (gene CHAF1B). Gene Ontology annotation, molecular function: protein binding. NCBI's taxonomy places the organism in Eukaryota, Metazoa, Chordata, Aves, Passeriformes, Paridae. Gene Ontology annotation, cellular component: CAF-1 complex; nucleus. The transcript is spliced from 14 exons. Bases 218 to 2005 code for a protein of 595 amino acids. Gene Ontology annotation, biological process: nucleosome assembly; DNA replication-dependent chromatin assembly. The record is from RefSeq and is a predicted model, not a curated record.